AAGACCAACAACUCAUCAAGAAUAACAACAACUCAUCAUCUCUAUCAUCAUAUCAUUCAUAUCAACUCAUCAUAUCAACUCAUAACAACAACAACAUCAUCAACAUCAACAACAACUCAUCAUGUCGACCACAACGCCUACCAAUCAACUUCCUCUACCUCACUUUCUCAAUUUACCACUACCAACAAUUCCGACUAACAAUUCUCAAUCACCUCAACCUCUUAUGUUCAAACUGACUCUUUCUGCAGAUCAAUUUGCUGAACUGUUACGAGCGGAUGGUGAAGUCGAGGAAGGCGAAGAGGGUGGAUUACGAUUAGAGUUCGAGUCAAGUGGAAAAGGCAACCUUCAUCUUAGUCCUACUAGCGUUUUACCCCUCGCUUCACCUCGAUCUGGCCUACCUACCUCUAAUAAGCCAGAGGAGAUCUAUCAGCAUCAACAACAACCCGGUCUAGGUCGUGUACCUCUAACUGGAUUGAUGCGUAUUCCAGUCGGCACUCCCACAUUUGAGGUUCAUCGUCCACCUCCGCCGCCACCUGUGGUGCCCGUCACUGCCCCUGCCCCUGUAACGGCUCCUGUCCCGCCUCGUCUCUCACCCCCUGAACCCGCACAAACUCGAUCUACAGCCAUGGCUCCUCCAUUGAGUGAUCAGCGGCAGAAGGAGAGGCUCGCAGGUCAACGUCUAAAGGAAAAACGAAUGGAGGAAGAGCGAAGAAAGAAGGAGAAGCAGAUGGUGGUCCUCACUGAUGCGCCUGCCAUCCCAGUAGCCAAAAAAGGGAAAGCCAAGGCAAAGACUGGUGCUGCGAAAAAUGUUGUCGAUCGAUCAAGGUCGAAAGCGCUUCCCCCAAAGCCAGCUACGUUACCUGCAGCACCUCUUCCUAUCCGACGAGCUUUGCCCGGCUCCGCAACUGGUAAACAACUUGCUUCGGAGCAUAACAAUCAACAUCUUCACGCGUCUACUGCAAACACUCCCACCAUUACUCUCAAUAAUCCACCUCCACUUCCAGCUAUCGACACUUCUGCUCAUUCCGCUUCAAUCCUACCGCCAGCACCCACUCAAGCUCGCAUCCCAUCCCCCCAACCGACAACUUACAAGAGGUCUAGUUCUAACAAGCGGGGCAAUCAAAAAUCAACGCCUCCCUCAAACGCAUCGGAUGAGACUUCUACUGCCGAUAACACCGCCAAGCUCAGCGCAACCACGGCCAUGACAAGUCUCUCUGAAGGCAGCGAGUCUGAGUUAUCGCGCUCCAACGCUCACCCCGACCCUAUGGAUCGAGGUCCUCCUAAAUCUAUCUCAUCGGCCUCACAGCCAUCUCCAUCUGAGCCAAUCCGUAAGUCAGUUAGCACGGCGAAACCAGAUCUCAGCAAGACUCGCAAAGAACCCCUCGCGGCUCAAGAGUCUUUCCUACCGCCACCACCUGCUCCUACGGUCAAACCCAUCAGAGAACCCUCACCUUUACCGCCGGCGCCGAUGCCAGUCUCGGCUACUUCAUUACCUGUUGCACCUUUGCCGGCCAAGAAGAAAAUGGUCAAAAAGGGACUCAAUGGCAAACCUACUCAGGCUAAAAGAGUCAUCAAGAGUUCCGCUACCGUUCAUAGCGAUGAUGACGAUGAAGAUGACGAUACAGAGAGAGAGGAACAGAGUCGAAGAGAAAGUGAUGUGAUUAACCGAAGAGCUCCAUCCACCCAAGUGAGCACGGUUGCCAAAAAGAGGCGACCAUUAGACGAGAGUACGACUCGGUAUGAUGAGCCAUCAAGUCGACCAGCCAAACUGGCAAGAACAGACAGUGGGACUGGAUCAACUGGACAAGCUACUCGACGUACGGACAGUCCAAGCGGUCGACUACAAGCUGGAUCUGAAUGGGAUGAUCCUCGUCAGAAACGAAACUCUGCUCAACCUAUUGCCCGUAAUUCUUCUGUGGUGGUUAGGAAAGUCGCGUCUACUUCAACCGAACGAGCUCCAUCACCGGCCAACAAACCUUCGACGCAAACUAAUAUGUCGAAUAUCAAGAAGAAAAGACCACUUGAGGACGGAGCAGCGAGUGGGCCGGCAAUGAAUGGAAGUCAGGCACCAGAAAAGGAACCGGAGGUGAGACGAUCUCAUCCAAUGGGAGUUGUUCUACCCACGAUCCGCAAGAUACAAGCAGCCACAGAAGAUGGACGUGGUAGUGGGCAGAGCGAUAAUGAUUCAAAGGAUCAUCAUGGUCCAUCGAAAAAGAAAAAGAAGAAACGUACAGUAGAUUAUACUAGUUCGGAAGACGAAGCAAGUGCUCCUACCCCUCAAGCCGGUCUCAAUGGUACCCAGACCAACAAUACUCAUUUGGCUGUCAAGCGAGAUCCAUCACCUAGACCACCUCUUGUUUCAGAAGUUUCGUCACAAUCUAAUGCAACUAAGGCUAUAGAUGAAUCUUCAAUAAAGAAAACGAAAUCGAAUGGAGACCCGAUCUUACCAAGUUUCAAACGACAAUCUCAAACGGUCCCAUCUAUCAAGCGAGCACCAAUUGAAGAUAAACCGAACUCGAAUUUAAAUCGAACGAUCUCAUCUUCAUCAGAAUCUGAACAAGAAGAAAUUGAAAUUCGAAAUUCCAAUGGAUAUACCAAAGCAAGAUUACGAUUUUAUUGGUUAACUUGUCAUUAUGGAUAUUUAAUUGAUAAAUUAAAUUCGAUUAGAUUAAAGAAAAUCUAUGGAAUCGGAUUAGAAGAGAUUAAAGAAAUGUUGGAAGAAGUGAAAUGUCUUGAAGAAGAAUUAUCGAUUAGAAAACAUGCUUUAGAAAGGUAUGGUGAAUCAUUAAAGAAUGGUGAUGGUCAACGUGGAAAGUAGGUAGUCAAUUUAAACUUGAAACGAAAACAAAAAAAGGUUUCAGGAAAAAACAAAAGGAAACUUUAUAGGAAACUUUAUACCGACUGCGUGUGUUCUUUUUUUUUGAUUGGAAACUUUGGAUGUGUAUGAUGAGAGAGAGAGUGUUUGUUCGGUUUCUUUGUAUAGUUUUUGUUAGUAGGUUUUCUAAUAUAUAUAAAAAAUCAAAAUUAGUAUGUAUUGAUAAAUAUAUUUUUUGAUGGUUGGGCUGGUGUUGGAAAAAAUAUCUUUUUCUUUUCUUCUUCUUCUUUAUAUUAUGUUAUAUUUAUAUAUUCUGACUGUUUGGGAAACAGACAAGUUUUCUUUUCUUCAUGAUUUGUUUUCUAUACAAACUUUUAUAUAUAUAUCUUAUUCCCUUUUAUUUCAUUUCGAUUUCUUUGUGAAUUUGUUUAGUGGAAAUAUAAGUUACACUUUUAAUGUGUGUGUGUGUGUGUUUGUUUGACCAAUUAGUUUAAUUUGAUGAAGGUUUUUUUAUUUUUUUUCCUUUUUACUUUUCUAUUCUUUCUUGUAUCAAGAUAGAUUGGUUCUUUUGUGAUUCUUUUUUUUUAUUUAGUAUUACUAUGAUGAGAAGAAAAUCUAUGUUGUUUGUUUUUUAUGAUGUGUUGAUGUGUUGUUGAGAUCUUUAUUACCAAUUCUUUUUUUUU
Melampsora larici-populina 98AG31 is the source of this 3498-nucleotide messenger RNA. RefSeq lists its product as uncharacterized. Lineage: Eukaryota; Fungi; Basidiomycota; Pucciniomycetes; Pucciniales; Melampsoraceae. The record is from RefSeq and is a predicted model, not a curated record. The coding region runs from base 122 to 2818 and encodes 898 amino acids. The transcript has 3 exons.